UUAAAAAAGUAGCUGAGUUUGUCCUCGCCGCCACAAGCGCACCAAAACCAAAAAGUAAUUGGUGUAUAUUUUAUUAGUUUAAUUUUUGAAGCAAUACAAGUCACGGUAAAGUUUUGUACUGAAUAAUUAAGUCAUAAAUAAGUAAAUUACAAAAUACAUGUGAUCUUAUGGAAAAUGUUUGGUACAGGAAGACAUUGCUUGAAACAAGUUUUAAGAGCCAAGCAUUUGCAUUUGUACAGUAAAAGAUUUAAGAAAGCUCAGCUGAAAGCCGUACCAAUUUAUCAAUAUCCUGUAAGUCAGCCAGACGAUUAUAGGGUGUAUGUAUGGGGCCUUGCGCAACACGGUGCUCUUGGAGAAGUAAGAAUAUUAAAAAAGGACAAAGUUUCGUAUGUAAAGAAGCCAAACAGAUUAUCUUUUGCUGAAUAUCAUAAAGUAAGAGACAUUGCUUGUGGAUACGGUUUUACUGCUUAUGCGGUAAAUUCUUCAGAUAAAAAUAUUGUUUAUGGCACUGGAAUAAACACAGAUUCGCAAAUUGGUUAUAAUGAAAUCGAUAAAAAGAAGUUUCCCGAAGGUAUGGUGUUCUUUCCAAGACCAAUAAAUUUACCUCUACAAGACAAUGUUACAAGGGUUGUGGAUAUGGGUGCUGGAAGAGCGCAUUUAUUAAUAUUAACAACGGAAGGUCUAUUCACAUUGGGCAAUAAUGCAUAUGGUCAGUGUGGCAGGCCAAUUGUAUUAAAUGAAGAAUACAAAAAGAGCAUGGUCAUUCAUCAUAUACCUGACAUUAAGGGAAGUAAAAUUAUCGCGGUGACUGCUGGUCAAGAUCACAGCAUACUAUUGUCAGAGACAGGUCAGGUGUAUACAUUUGGCUGGGGUGCAGAUGGACAAACAGGUCUUGCGCACUAUCGAAAUGAAUAUAAACCGAGUUUAGUUAAGGGUGAUCUAGCGGGACAACAUAUAAUCAAAAUCAGCUGUGCUGCCGAUUGUGUAUUGGCGCUUAGCGAUAAAGGAAAAGUUUAUGGCUGGGGUAAUUCCGAAUAUGGACAACUACCGAUCAAGACCGAGAGUUGCCAAGUGAAUAUCGCUACAGAACUGGAUGUAUUUCAAGAAAUAGGACCUAUUACGGAUAUCGCUGCUGGUGGUAGCUUCUGCAUGGCCUUGAAUGAUAAAGGUGAUGUGUAUGUAUGGGGAUAUGGCAUACUUGGUCUUGGACCUCAAGUGCAAAAAGUAUCAAAACCAACUAUGAUUCCUGGCACAUUAUUCGGUCAUAAUGUAUACAAUCCCAAUAUUAAGAUAAGCCAAAUAUAUUGUGGAAUCAGCCAGUUAGCAGCGUUGAGCAAUUCUGGAGAUUUAUUUAUGUGGGGAAGCAAUAAAUUCGGAUGUUUGGGACUAGGACAUACGGAUGACCAGUUUUUCCCUUUGCGGGUCGCGGUAGGCGCUCAAGUGAAAAAAGUUGCGUGCGGAGUUGAUCAUACAGUGACGCUUUGUAAGCCUUACAUUUAAGAAUAUGACGUACUAC
Molecule: messenger RNA, 1516 nt
Organism: Pseudomyrmex gracilis
Lineage: Eukaryota; Metazoa; Arthropoda; Insecta; Hymenoptera; Formicidae
Product: RCC1-like G exchanging factor-like protein
Exons: 8
Coding region: 175-1500 (441 amino acids)
Source: RefSeq, a predicted model, not a curated record